Messenger RNA from Solanum verrucosum, 2847 nucleotides. RefSeq names its product exocyst complex component SEC3A. NCBI's taxonomy places the organism in Eukaryota, Viridiplantae, Streptophyta, Magnoliopsida, Solanales, Solanaceae. The transcript is spliced from 25 exons. Bases 77 to 2743 code for a protein of 888 amino acids. Gene Ontology annotation, cellular component: exocyst; plasma membrane. Gene Ontology annotation, biological process: exocytosis; Golgi to plasma membrane transport. The record is from RefSeq and is a predicted model, not a curated record. Gene Ontology annotation, molecular function: phosphatidylinositol-4,5-bisphosphate binding.
ACAACUUUUCUAAGCUGUAAACUGUUCUAACAAGUAAAAUAGGAAAUCUGAAAUUCAACUUCAGAGAAGAGCAAAAAUGGCGAAAUCGAGUGCGGAUGAUGAGGAGUUGAGGAGAGCUUGUGAGGCGGCGUUAGAAAGUACUAAGCAGAAGAUCGUGAUGUCAAUCAGAGUUGCUAAGAGUCGUGGGAUCUGGGGGAAAACUGGAAAAUUGGGUCGUAGUCAUACUGCUAAACCCAGAGUUAUCGCCAUUUCAACAAAAGCAAAAGGUCAACGAACUAAAGCUUUUCUCCAUGUGUUAAAAUAUUCCACUGGAGGAGUUCUUGAGCCUGCAAAAUUAUACAAGCUUAAGCAUCUGUCGAAGGUGGAGGUUGUAACUAAUGAUCCAAGUGGUUGUACAUUUAUGCUGGGAUUUGAUAAUCUCAGAAGUCAAAGUGUCGCUCCUCCUCAGUGGACAAUGCGUAAUGUUGAUGAUAGGAACCGUGUAUUGCUUUGGAUUUUAAACAUCUGUAAAGAUGUUUUGGGUCGUCUCCCCAAGGUUGUUGGCAUUGAUGUGGUGGAGAUGGCUCUUUGGGCAAAGGAAAAUACUCCAACAUUUACCAAACAACAUACUAAUCUCCAAGAUGGGCCUGUCAGUGCUGCUGUGGAAGAACGUGAGAUGAAAGUAACUGUUGAAAGGGAACUUGUGUCUCAAGCAGAGGAAGAAGACAUGGAGGCUCUUUUAGGCACUUAUGUAAUGGGAAUUGGUGAAGCUGAGGCAUUCUCAGAGCGGUUAAAGCGAGAGGUUCAAGCUCUGGAAGCUGCGAAUGUGCAUGCCAUUUUGGAGAACGAGCCAUUAAUUGAUGAGGUCUUGCAGGGGCUUGAAGCAGCCACCAGCUGUGUUGAAGAUAUGGACGAAUGGUUGGGCAUCUUCAACUUAAAGCUAAGACACAUGAGAGAAGACAUUGAAUCGAUAGAGAGCCGCAACAACAAGCUGGAAAUGCAAUCAGUUAACAACAAAGCAUUGAUUGAGGAACUUGAUAAGCUUCUUGAGAGAUUGCGUAUACCCUCUGAGUAUGCAGCAUCUUUAACAGGUGGUUCAUUUGACGAGGCAAGAAUGCUUCAAAACAUUGAGGCAUGCGAGUGGUUAACUAAUGCUUUACGUGGUCUUGAAGCUCCUAAUUUGGAUCCUAGCUAUGCAAACAUGAGAGCUGUAAAGGAGAAACGAGCAGAGCUUGACAAGUUAAAAACGACAUUUGUUCGAAGAGCAUCUGAAUUCUUGAGAAACUAUUUUACCAGUUUGGUGGAUUUUAUGAUAAGUGAUAAGAGUUAUUUUUCUCAGCGUGGACAAUUGAAGAGGCCCGACCAUGCUGAUCUGAGAUACAAGUGCAGGACAUAUGCUCGUCUUUUGCAACAUCUGAAGAGUCUUGACAAGAAUUGCUUGGGCUCCUUAAGAAAAGCUUAUUGUACAUCCCUUAAUUUGCUUUUGCGCCGGGAGGCUCGUGAGUUCGCAAAUGAGCUUCGUGCCAGUACAAAGGCGUCAAGAAAUCCAACUGUAUGGCUUGAAGGUUCAGUGGGUUCGAAUCAAAAUGUGAAUAGUGCAGACACUUCAACAGUUUCGGAUGCAUAUGCUAAAAUGCUGACAAUAUUUAUCCCUCUACUUGUGGAUGAGAGUUCUUUCUUUGCUCACUUUAUGUGCUUUGAAGUUCCUGCACUCGUUCCACCAGGAGGUCUUGCUAAUGGCAAUAAAAGUGCUCAUGAUGAGGAUGAUGCAAACUAUGAUGAUUUGGGUAUUAUGGAUAUUGAUGAGAAUGACAACAAAGCUGGUAAAAACACUGGUGAGCUAGAGGCACUGAACGAAUCACUUCAUGAUUUACUUGAUGGAAUACAAGAAGACUUCUAUGCGGUGGUGGAUUGGGCAUACAAGAUUGAUCCUUUGCGCUGUAUAUCAAUGCAUGGAAUAACAGAACGUUAUAUUUCAGGUCAGAAGGCUGAUGCUGCAGGAUUUGUGCGCAUCUUGCUUGAUGACUUGGAAUCUAGAAUUUCAACGCAGUUUAGUCGGUUUGUUGACGAAGCAUGUCAUCAAAUUGAAAGAAAUGAGCGAAAUGUUCGGCAGUUGGGAGUCUUGUCAUAUAUACCAAGAUUUGCCACGCUUGCAACCCGUAUGGAGCAGUAUAUCCAAGGACAAUCAAGGGAUUUGGUUGACCAGGCGUACGCUAAGUUUGUCACUACAAUGUUCCUUACUUUGGAUAAAAUUGCUAAAGCAGACCUAAAAUAUGAAGACAUUAUGCUUUUAGAAAACUAUGCAGCAUUUCAGAAUAGUCUUUAUGACCUGGCUAAUAUGGUGCCAACAUUAGCAAAAUUCUAUCAUGAAGCCAGUGAAUCUUAUGAACAAGCUUGCACACGCCAUAUCAAUGUGAUUAUAUUCUAUCAAUUUGAGCGACUUUUUCAGUUUGUUCGAAGAAUCGAGGAUUUGAUGUACACAAUCCCGCCUGAAGAGAUUCCAUUCCAACUUGGGCUGUCAAAGAUGGAUCUGCGGAAGGUGGUAAAAUCCAGUUUAUCUGGGGUGGAUAAGUCCAUUAGUGCAAUGUAUAAGAAAUUGCAGAAGAACUUAACCUCAGAGGAGUUGCUGCCUUCAUUAUGGGAUAAAUGCAAGAAAGAGUUCUUGGACAAGUACGAAAGUUUUGCUCAGCUUGUAGCCAAGAUAUACCCCAGCGAGAGCGUCCCAUCUGUGUCAGAAAUGCGCGAUCUUUUGGCAUCCAUGUAAAGAAGCUUUUUGUGAGUUCGAUUCUAGUUUUAGUUGUUAGGAAAAGUGUGUUGUAGAGUAUGUCUUCUGUCGUCUAUUUGUUUUCUGUAGAGCAUUUGCCUUUA